Molecule: messenger RNA, 1665 nt
Organism: Sugiyamaella lignohabitans
Lineage: Eukaryota; Fungi; Ascomycota; Dipodascomycetes; Dipodascales; Trichomonascaceae
Gene: GPI10
Product: Gpi10p
Exons: 1
Coding region: 1-1665 (554 amino acids)
Biological process (GO): GPI anchor biosynthetic process
Cellular component (GO): endoplasmic reticulum membrane
Molecular function (GO): alpha-1,2-mannosyltransferase activity
Source: RefSeq, a predicted model, not a curated record
AUGCAGUACUCGUCGCGAAGAUGGAUUCACUUGCCAUUGUACGCAAUUCCAUUGUUAGUGGCUUUUCGAGUGUUUAAUGCACUGUCUAUUAAGACGUUUUUCCAGCCAGAUGAAUACUGGCAGUCGCUGGAACCGGCUCAUAUCGCUGUUUAUGGCUACGGGUAUUUGACUUGGGAAUGGCGUGAACAUCUCCGAAGUGCCGCUCAUCCGCUUUUAUUUGCGGGUGUCUAUAAACUGGCCAAUUGGCUCGAUAUUGACCCUGUUUUGGGCCCAAAACUUUUUCAGGGUGUUGUUGCGGCAAUUGGCGAUAUUUAUACCUAUGAACUGGCAAUUCAGGCUACUAAUACUCCUUCAGCUUCAGUAGCCAAACUAGCUCUAUUUGCCAAUUUAGCGUCUGCUUUCAAUUGGUUCUGUUUACCAAGAACGUUUUCAAACUCGCUAGAAACUGUUCUUACAACUAUAGCACUGUCGUAUUGGCCCUGGAAAUCGUUUACUAGUGGAUCUCCUAUCAUCUGGCCACGGUUCGUGCUGUCUCUGGCCAUUGCCUCGAUUGCAUGUAUAUUCCGACCCACAAAUGCUCUGUUGUGGUUGUUUCUUGGAAUUCAUUUUCUAUGGACCUCCAGCUCGUCUCGUCAGACCACUGUCAAAAUCAUUGCCGCGACCUCUGCUGUUCUGACGCUCUCUCUGUGUUUCAAUGGCCUGGUAGAUUAUGUAUAUUUUGGCGAGCCCGUGUUUCCAUUGCUCAAUUUUAUCAAAUUCAAUAUCGUAGAAUCGCUGUCGCAGUUCUACGGAGUCAAUCAAUGGCAUUAUUACCUCAGUCAGGGACUACCUCUAUUGACAAUGGCAUACUUACCACUAGUUCUGACCGGGCUCUAUCAAUACAAAAGCACUAUUAUCGUGCAAUUAAUCCUGUUUAUCAUUGGUUCGUACUCGCUUCUCGCUCAUAAAGAAGUGCGAUUCAUCUUCCCGCUCAUACCACUUUUGCAUCUCCUGGUAGCGGCUGCUUUAGAUCGCAUCCGACGACGAGCCAUAUUCCCCCUUCCAUAUCUCGUGGCCAUAUUACUAGCAAUCAACGUCCCAGUGGCCACAUACUUCUCACUAUACCAUCAACGAGGAGUCAUCGACGUGAUCUCGUACCUCCGCCAUGAACCAACCGUCUCAAGUGUCGGAUUCCUCAUGCCCUGUCAUUCGACCCCCUGGCAGAGCCACAUCCACCGACCCGAUAUCACUGCCUGGUUCCUCACCUGUGAACCACCCCUCGGCCUUACCGCCAAACAACAAAAAAGCUAUCUCGACAUCGCCGACCAGUUCUACGCCGACCCGACCACCUUCCUCGACACGCACUUCCCGCCUCUCGACGACGCGCCAACCGACACCCCACCUUCCCACUCCGACUACGACUGGCCAUCUCACCUCGUUUUCUUCGCGGCUCUCGAACCGCUCGCAAGCCGGUACCUGUCACCAGUAUACCAAGAGGUAAGUUCUUUUUUCCCGGGUGCUGGCGCCUCUGGCGGCUGGGGCUCCGCCCCAGACCCCGCUGCUCCUCUCGCUGCGCUCGAGUCGUUUUCGUCGACGGUCCUAGCCAUCUCCUGCGAAGCAGGAGCUACGGGGUCUGGGGCGGAGCCCCAGCCGCCGGAGGCACCGUGGCCCCCUGACACGGUCUAA